AUGGAAUCUGUGAUACUCAAAGCACGCCAACAAGAAGAGCGCCAGGCCGCUAUCCGCGCGCAGAUCGCGGCGUUGCAAGCUCAGCUGGUAGAUCCGUCGUCCGCCUCGACCUCCUCUCAACGGUCAACCGGUAACUUGGGCGGAAACAUCUCCAGACAACAGAAGAGGAAAGCGGAGGAGCAUAUUCACGUAUUAGCGCCGCGGACGCCGUCGCCCAAGAAGAAGAAGACGGACCGCUUCAGUGCGUUUGAAGGCCGCGCGCGUGCAUCUGAGGCAUCUGCUCCCUCGAGGCCAUCGUCUUCAUCAACCGCGUCUGGCUCCGGAGCGAGCAAACCUCUCCCGUCGAAGAACGUACACACCGUCACGCCUGCAUUGAAACCUGCCGCCUCUGCCGUCGUCGGCAAACUCGCUGCUUAUACCAAACAGCAAGGUGCCAAGGCUGAAAACGAGGAAGAGAUCGCCCGGUCAGCCGGCUUCGCCGACGCCCCGGCGUGUAUGAACAUCGCACAGCGAGACGAAAAUCUUGCCAUCGUAGAGGAGCUACAAAUGGGAACGGGGGAGCGAGAGCAUCAGCCACCUCCGGGCGACCCGGCGUUCAAUACGCUCGAGCCCAACUCUGGCAUCCGCUUAUCGUCGCGAGCGCUACCCUACGAAGACUUCCAAGAGCACCUCCGCGGCCGCUUCUUCCUCUCCCCCUCCUUGCUUUACUCCGUCGUGCGCCUCCUUCCCAACCGCGCGGGGUACGAUGUGCCCGUUCCCGGGGACUGGGUCACGGUCGCCGUCGUCGCCGAGCGUGGGCCGAUCAAGUUCAGCCGAGCACCGGUGGGCGCGCCCCGGGAGGAGGACGAGAGCGCGGUGAGGGAGGACGGCGCGAUUCAGGUCCGUCCUGCGCACGUCGCGUCGGGUGACCAGAAGCAGGACAAGGGCAAGCAGAAGCAGAAGGAGGACAAAGAGGCGGGAAAGCCGCACGGGAAGAAAUACGUGUCGAUCAAGCUGGUCGACUUCGGCGCGCGAUCGGCGGCGUCGUCGAAUUCGAAGGCGACGAUUCGGGGCGACGCGUUCUUGACGCUUCUCCUCUUUGAAUCGGACUCGGUGGAAACCGUCGAGCACGAUGAGGAGGAGGAGGAUGGGCGAAAGAUGAAGGCGAAGGCGAAGGGCAAGGCGAAAGAGAAGGUGUACAAGGGCGGGAGCCGGGGCGCGUUCGAGAAGAUGGCCAAGUUGAAGGAGGGCGCGGUGGUCGCGCUGCUGAAUCCGCGGAUACUCAAACCGUUCCAGCGCUCGGCGGACGACCCGCAUCCUGUCACUAACAUUCUUGCGCUCACGCCCGAGUCGGCCGCGUCCAUCGAGAUCCUCGGCACCGCGCGCGAUCUCGGGAUGUGCACCGUCACGAAGCGGGACGGCAAGACGUGUGGUGCGUGGGUGGACAAGCGCGUCGCGGACGUGUGCGAGUGGCACGUCCAGCACGCAGUGCAGAGCCGGCGGGCGGCCAGGCCCGAAUUCUCCCUCGGAACCUCGGGCAUGUCUAGCAAGGCAACGCAUAAGCGCAAACACGACUACGACCCUCGCAGGCAGUGGGGCCUCAAGCCUGAAGAUAACCAUCUUGACGGCGGCGGGGCGACGUACGUCGUGUCCGGCCAUGUUGUGUCAGGUUCCGGCUCUGGCGUGGGGGAGGGGGGCUUGGGCGCGGGGCUGUUCGUGGGCGAGUCUUUGGGGCGAGAGGUGCAGGCCAAGGCGGCGAGGAAGAAGGCCGGGAGGGAGGCGGAGCGAACGUUGAAACUCUUGGUGGAGCGAGAUCGGGAGGGGAUGCGAGCGGUUGUUAGGGCACGGGAGGCGGUCACUACUCGGAAGGAGAAUGCGAAGGACACAAAGGGAAAGGAGAAGGAGAAGGAGAAGGAGAAGGAGAAGGCGGUGGAGAAUGACGGUGCGGUGAAGGGGAGUGAGUCAAAGAAGGGAGGGUAUUCUGCGGCGAUCAUCAAGAACCUUGGGUUCGACCCGGCGCUCAAAGCGGGUCACGGCGCUUCCGAGCAGUACAAGGAGGACGAGAAGCUGAAGCUGCUGAGCGCCUUGCAAUCCUCGCGUACGGCCGCAAACAUCGAGCUGGGACCUAGACCAGGAAAGCGGAUCAGAUCAGCCGUUAUGGCGCCGCCCAAGGGCAAAGAGCAGAAUAAGGGCCUGAAAGAGAACGUACCUAGAAGGAGCGCCGCAUUCGGGCGUCCUGUUGGGCUCAUCAGCGGCGACACGGAGAUUGAUCUGGAUGAGGAUAGCAGUGAGGUGGAAGUUGAAGCUGCAGUGAUGGCGGGUGUGAAGUAGAGUCUGCAGCCGAAGAUGCAUUCGCAUGAGACGCCUUCUUUGACGCUUGCACUGCUGCUCUCUGACCCUUGACACUGUAGUGCCGCCGUUCUGUAUCCGUGCUUCUGGUCCUACGCCACAACCUAAACUUGUAUUACCACAUGAGGUGAGCACAGCCACUGGGUCAGAAGUCCAAGCGGUGGCCGUGGCGCUAUCGCAGUGAUGCGGCAUGGCGCCUCCCCGUCAACCAAAUCACUCAUCGGGACCUCCCGAUUGGUCCAUACAUAUAAUGGUGUCUUGUGGCCGAGGCAUCCCAUAUGGCAUCCACUGAGCCGUCGACGGCGUGCGCGCCGGGACUGAAGGUCAUCGGGCCGGGCCUUGGAAGGACCGGGACCGGGUCGCUCAAGCUUGCUUUGGAAUAGCUAGGUUACAAGGUUCUGCAUAUGUCGGAGCACCCGAAGAAUAUCGAACACUUCUCGUAGCAAUGGCCCGUGAUAUACAAGAAGGUGGACGAAGGGGUCGUCACGCGGGCGGACUGGGACAAGCUAUACGGAGACUACACCGCGUGCACCGAUUAUCCGUCCGCCAUGUUCCCUCGCGAACUCCUUAUCGCGUAUCCUGACGCUAAGUUCAUUCUCACUGUACGUGAUGCGCAGAAAUGGAAAAAGAGCAACGAGAAGACUAUCUACCGCCCCGCCAGAAUACCCCUCCUGCAACUGACACAGCUCGUCGGCCCACCGCGGUCAAAGAUGAUCCGACCCAUCUCGAAGCGGAUCUGGAACGUGUUCUUUAAGGGCGAUUUCGAGAAGAAUGCGAUCAAGGUGUACGAAGCGCACAACAAGCUUUGCAAGGAUGUCAUUCCACCAGAACAGCUGUUGGUAUUCACCGUGAAGGAGGGCUGGGCACCACUGUGCGCUUUCCUGGGCGUGCCGGUCCCUGACAUGCCGUUCCCGCAUGAUAAUGAGGGCAAGGUGAUGGCGGCCCAAUUCGACGCGUGGGAGAAGAGCUUAAUACGCCUCUUCGUCAAGCAAUAUGUGGUGCCUGCUGUUGGGUUGUUGGCGGUCGCAGCGGCAGUCGGACUGAACCGACGGCGGGUUCGUGACACAAUGACCGAGCUCUGGGUGCAUGUGCGGAGAUAG
Molecule: messenger RNA, 3428 nt
Organism: Punctularia strigosozonata HHB-11173 SS5
Lineage: Eukaryota; Fungi; Basidiomycota; Agaricomycetes; Corticiales; Punctulariaceae
Exons: 11
Coding region: 1-2310 (769 amino acids)
Biological process (GO): DNA replication initiation; DNA replication
Cellular component (GO): replication fork protection complex; nucleus
Molecular function (GO): single-stranded DNA binding; DNA replication origin binding
Source: RefSeq, a predicted model, not a curated record